Molecule: messenger RNA, 1324 nt
Organism: Cryptococcus deneoformans JEC21
Lineage: Eukaryota; Fungi; Basidiomycota; Tremellomycetes; Tremellales; Cryptococcaceae
Exons: 4
Coding region: 123-881 (252 amino acids)
Source: RefSeq, a predicted model, not a curated record
GCCGGAUAUUCCAUUUGCCACCUUUCGCACAGCCGCAAGCAAAGCUGCCCCCGCACAGUAUACAUAUCGCCCGUCUCUAAUACUCCCCCUUUAUUCCCCCGCCUUCGCGAGACAGACAAGUCAUGGUUCGCGCGUGCCCGAUCCUACUCGCCCUCUCUUUAGCAGGCUGCGCGCUCGCCCAGGACUCUUCAGCUUCCGCAUCAGACUACACUAUCCAGACCUCCCCUCCCGAGCCCACCUCCGCCACCAGCUCGGAAACUUCAUCCGCCGCAUCCUCGUCAUCAGACGCAAACUCGAGUACGACAGCUACUACGACUUCAGUUGAUCCUGCGUCAACAAGCGCUUUCCCAGGAACUUGUUCCAGCGAUUGUCAGGUUAUUGCUGACGCCCUUUCCUCUUGCGGCGUUGGCACAACACUCAAUACGACAUGUUUGUGUACCGUAGACGUGGAGCAGAGCUACCGGUCAUGUUUACAAUGCGCACUCGCUAUGGAUCCUACUAUCGGUAAUCAAUCAACCUACCAAGCAAUGCUUGACACCUACAUCAACCAAUGCGCCUCUGCAUCAUCCAAUCCCAUCACCCUCCCUCCCGCCACAAUCACCCUGCCCGCCAACGCCACUACUACCGGUUCCACCAAUGGCACCAACGGCACCAUAACCUCCACUUUUUCAAACUCGACGUCCGCCACCGUCAACACUAGCCCUACAACCUCUAUCGUCUCCACCACCUCUUCCUCUGGAGCGUCGUCAUCGGCAGCGACCAGCGCGGCUAGUACGGCCGAUGCUGCUACAAGCUCUGGAGCAGCCUCAAGCGCUGAGGAAAAGGCGGUGUAUAACCUGGGAGUUGGAUUGGUGGGUUUAAUGGUGGCUGUUUUGGUCUAGAGCGGUUCUCCAUGGAGAGCGCCGGCAGGCUGGACUUUUUUUCUUCUUUCUCGUGUUUGUUUGUGUGGAAAGGCAAGAUUAUUUAAUAUGUGUAUCGUUAAGCCCCAUUGAAACGAUCAUUGCGGAGAAGAAGAAGAAGACGGGUCAAAGCAUUAGUUGGUCAAGCCGAAAGGGGAUGGGCAAAAAGGCAACGAAUUGGUUCCUCACAAAGCAUGGUAUGAGAGAGAAACGGGCAUUCGCAACAAGUUCAAAAGGUCUUUUAAUCUGUAUAUUUUUCAAGAUAAUCAUAUAUGAGUUCCAUUACCUUUUUAACCCCACACUUCCAACUAAAGAAGACGAAUGGGAUGGACUUUUUCAAAGCACACUUUGAAAGUGCUUAUAAUUCAAUAGGAUACCGCAAUACUUGGUAAUUUUUUAUAGGCAUCAUGCACAAAGUCAUCUGC